AUGGUCAGUGCUGUGGCGGAGCUUCUCGUAAACAAUUCCCAAAAAAACGAUAAAUAUCAAAAACCACAAACUGCUCUGGAAAAGCGUAUCCAUAAUAUAUUUCUGGAAGUAUUCAAUUUAUCAUCAUCUUCUAACAUUGAUAUAACAAAGUCGUUUAAUGAAUUGCGUAUUUCAUCCGUAGAAAUGAUGAAACUGUUGACAAAACUACGUCAUAGUUUAUAUUCUAAAAUAGAUCUUGACUUUCUACUGUCAAAUCCGUCCAUCCAUGAACUAUCAUUAACAUUGGAACCCUUAAUUGGCAUCGAUAAUGCUGUAAAACUUCAUAGAGAAGCUAAUGAAUGCGGCCAGCGGCCAACACCAUCGUUAGUAACAGAAUUAUUAUUAUGCGGAGCGCAAAUAGGUUCAAAUGUUCAUAUCUACACAACCGAUAUUAAUACACCUGAUUUGCUCAUUGUCUAUGAUAAUAUUUAUAUUGACUCUGAAGUAAUGUUAAAUAAUUUCAGUUAUAAUCAUACAAUCUUUGAAUUAAAUGUAAUUCAAAUUGAUUCAAAUUGUGCUAUUUCUGUCCGCAGUGUUUUACAUCAUCGUGUACAUUUAAAGCAAAAUGUUUUAAUUAAAUCAAUGUCAAGUGUUACUGGUACAGUUGAAAUGAAUACAAUUAUUAAUGGCGAUCAAAAACAACAACAGGAUAAUGAUGAUUUUCAAUUAUUACAAGAUAAAUUGAAGUUCAUGAGUUUUAGUUUAUCAUUUGCUCAAUGUAAUGAUUGUAUCAUGGGUACUUAUUGUACAAUUCAAGUUAGCUCAAAUAUACCAGAACACACAAUUAUUGGGACGAUGACAAGAGUUGAUCCAAAAACAACAGUAGCAACGACAAGAACAGCUAAUAGUGUUAUUAUUUUAGGUUUACCGGGCAAAGAGAUGCCACUUGAAUUUAGAUUUGAUUUAAGAUUUUGUUUAUGGAAUGAUCAUGGAGCAAGUGCAAGCGAAUUUCUGAUGGGAACACAAUUUCUUGUUUAUUUUCUUCGAGGUAUAGGAGCCUCAAUUCCUGUUGGUGAUCAUGUUAGAAUUAGUUCUAAGGCCUCUAUACAGAAAGGCGAAAAACCGGCAAAAGAUCGGCCGGUUUUCAAGAAAUUUCGAGAACGGAAAAAAACCGCCAAAACACUGGGCGGUUUAGACGCUUUUAUCAGUAAAUCAAAAUAA
Molecule: messenger RNA, 1200 nt
Organism: Didymodactylos carnosus
Lineage: Eukaryota; Metazoa; Rotifera; Eurotatoria; Philodinida; Philodinidae
Source: the annotation of a GenBank genome assembly